Branchiostoma floridae (Florida lancelet) is the source of this 1812-nucleotide messenger RNA. RefSeq names its product golgin subfamily A member 6-like protein 2. The record is from RefSeq and is a predicted model, not a curated record. NCBI's taxonomy places the organism in Eukaryota, Metazoa, Chordata, Leptocardii, Amphioxiformes, Branchiostomatidae. Bases 74 to 1588 code for a protein of 504 amino acids. The transcript has 6 exons.
CUCGGCCGUGAUCUCCCGACUGCAUUUCUCCAGAAUUUCAGGUUCUUGUGGUUCAUAACAGACCAACUCAGCAAUGCCAAAGUCCAAGAAAAGUGGCCGCAAAGGUAAAGGCGCACUGAACAACUCUCCGCGCGCUCCGGCUCUGAACGGGGCGGAGAUGGCACGAACGACGCCAUCAGACCGGCACGGUCUGGAUGGAAACAGCAGAAGCCCGCGGGACCAGCCGACCGACAACACACCGCCGGGCCGUGGCGCUGGGGUCGGGGCGGGGAGAGGCAUCGGGAACGGGGCGAGGCUACCUGGAAACAGCAGAAGCCCGCGGGACCAGCCGACCGACAACACACCGCCGGGCCGUGGCGCUGGGGUCGGGGCGGGGAGAGGCAUCGGGAACGGGGCGAGGCUACCUGGAAACAGCAGAAGCCCGCGGGACCAGCCGAACGACAACCAUGGCCGUAAACCGACCAUUGACGACAUGUGGAAGAUUCUACAUCAGGUAACUAAAGAGGUCAGGACACUCUCCAAAAAUGUCCAGGACAGUCAGGAGGAGAACAGGGAGAGUACCAGACAGCUAAUGGAUAUGCUCACUCAGCAGAACCAGAACCAGAACCAGACUCACCCUCGAGUCGUCCCUCCUUCUCCCAGAACCCCCAAACCCUCUAAAGAACUGGUACGUGAGGCAAAGCGAAUCUACAAGGCACUGGGGGAGGACAUGACCUACCGUGGGGAUCAAAAGUUCAUGGAAGGCCAACACAACCAGGAGGUGACCAGGCGCAUCACUCAGGCCAUCAAGGAUGGUGAUGUCCCAUACCCCGACAGAGCCAUAAGAAGGGCAUGCAGGAACAUACAGUACAACAUACGGCGGGCAGAGAAGAGUGAGAGGGAUGGGACGUCUGCGGAACAACAUGACAAGACCAAGCGGGUCAACAGACGGACUAGGAUGAAGGAGCUCAGGGUCAAGGUCGGCCAGGACAUCCUGAGUCCAGCAUCCCUGAAGUACCUGAGCGACGCCAAGCCUGACCUCAUGUCGGAUGAGGAAACGGACGAAGAGCAGGAGAAAACAUGGGUGGUCAGGCGUCCAUCCUGGCGGGCAAAGCGACUCACCGAUAUCAUUGACAGAUGCCAGCCAGGGGUGGAAGCCGUGAUCAGAAAGAACCCCCAAUCUAGAUACAAAAGGAUUCGCUCUACCGAGCCUAGUAAAAGAGAUGUGCCAGACAUACACUUUGUAGGGAAGGAAUACCUAGACGUUGGGCAGGGGGGUGAGGCACAGGAGGAGAAUGAUGUACAGGGAGAGAGUGGGGUUCAGGGAGAGAGUGGGGUGAGUGGGGUACAGGAAGAGAGUGAUGUACAGGGAGAGAGUGGGGUUCAGGGAGAGAGUGGGGUGAGUGGGGUACAGGAAGAGAGUGAGGUAUCGGAGGAAAGUGAGGUGUCAGAGGAAAGUGAGGUGUCAGACUCAGAGGAAAGUGAGGUGUCAGACUCAGAGGAAAGUGAGGUGUCAGAGGGAAGUGACUGGUCAGUAGGCGGAGAGUAUGAAAUGGAAGAUGGAAUACGUCCAUUUGAAAAUGAGGAGAAUGAAGAGGCUAGUGGCUGAUUGAGAUGAUGUUAUAUGUAGUUAAAUUGCAUCAGUGGCAAUGUAUAGACAACGAAAGGUUCAACAAUGCUAGAGUAGGUAACAAAGUGACAUACUGUGACAUACAUUAGAUUGUACAAGUAGUAUAUCAUAUCAUCAAUCACAUUGUAUUUUCUCUUUUUGUUCUUUUCUGUAGUUUCAAUCACUUAGUAUUUGGUUUUGAAUAAAGGUUUAUCAUUCAUACA